Chelonoidis abingdonii (Abingdon island giant tortoise) is the source of this 6422-nucleotide messenger RNA. Its product is annotated as ubiquitin carboxyl-terminal hydrolase 40. Gene Ontology annotation, molecular function: cysteine-type deubiquitinase activity. NCBI's taxonomy places the organism in Eukaryota, Metazoa, Chordata, Testudines, Testudinidae. Gene Ontology annotation, biological process: protein deubiquitination. Gene Ontology annotation, cellular component: cytosol; nucleus. The record is from RefSeq and is a predicted model, not a curated record.
CUUGCAGGAGAUGAGACAACAUGAUGUACAAGAGUUAAAUCGGAUUCUGUUCAGUGCUUUGGAAACUUCCCUUGUGGGGACCUCUGGCCAUGACCUUAUUAAUCGGUUGUACCAUGGGACUGUUGUUAACCAGAUUGUUUGUAAGGAGUGCAAGAAUGUCAGUGAGAGACAGGAGGAUUUUUUAGAUCUAACGGUGACAGUCAAGGAUGUAUCUGGCUUGGAGGAGGCCCUGUGGAACAUGUAUGUGGAAGAGGAAUAUUUUGAAAAUGAUAACUUGUACCGAUGUGAAACGUGCAACAAACUGGUUGAAGCAGCAAAGUCUGCUAAACUACGUAAGUUGCCUCCCUUUCUUACUAUCUCGCUCCUGAGGUUUAACUUUGAUUUUGAGAAGUGUGAACGAUACAAGGAAACAAGCUGCUAUACGUUCCCUAUCCGGAUUAACCUCAGGCCUUUUUGCGAGCAGACUCAUUUGGAGGAUUCGGAGUACAUGUAUGAGCUCUUCUCUGUUAUCAUACACAAAGGUGGCUGCUAUGGAGGACACUACCAUGUUUAUAUCAAAGAUGUUGAUGCAUUAGGAAAUUGGCAAUUGCAAGAGGAGGAAAGCAAACUGAUGACUGAAGAGAAGGUUCAGAAAGAUACUGAAAAUAUCAAAGAAAUGGAGAAUCCACUGACAAUCCUGAAAGGGAUCAUAUCAGAGGAAGAAUCCAAACAAAUUCCUGUGGAUCAGUUAGGGCAAAAACUAUUGGAGAAAAAAGGAAUGUCCUGGAACAAAAAAUACAGGAAACAGUAUGGACCAAUACGAAAGUAUUUGCAGAAUCAUUCUCAGAUAUUUCGACUUAGUCCUGAUAAUAAUAAGGUUAGUCUAAAGGAGAUGUACCAUCAGCUCCAGUUUGGGUCAGAUUGCCAAGGACAAGUUCUGCAAAGCCCUUCUCAGAACAGUGAUGUCCAGUGGACUUCAGAAAAUCUAUGUACAGUGCUAAAGGACAGCACCUCUGGUUCCCAUUGGUUUGACUUGAAUGAUUCAAAAGUCCAGCCCAUUAAGGAGAAGGAUAUUGAGAAACAAUUUCAGGGUAAAGAGAGUGCCUACAUGCUGUUUUAUCGAAAAUCCCAGUUGAAAAGACCAUCUGAAGCACAAGCAAAUCCAAGAUAUCGGGUUCCUGGCCAUCUCUUGAAUGAAAUGGAUGCUGCAAACAUUGAACUGCGGAAGAGAAGGAUGGAUUCUGACUCUGCAGACAAUAAUAUUGAUUUGCGCCUCCAUUUGGGCUCUCACUAUAAACUUUACAAUGGGGCCCUACACCCAUCACUUUCUUGGAAAGAAAGUGUGCUGGAUCUGACUAUUGAUAAAACAAAAACCCUAGGAGAUCUGCGACAAUCGAUAUUUCAGCUGUUGGAAUUUUGGGAAGGAGACAUGAUUCUCAGUACUGCAAAGUCUCUACCAGCAGGACUUCAUCUUUACCAAACACUUGAUGGAGAUGAGAUGACAUUGGGUGGCAUUGGACUUGCAGAUGGGGCAGAUGUCUUUGUGUGGAAUGGCAAGGAGGUUGGUGGUAUGGAGGUGUUACCAGGUCUUGACCAUGAACCCGUGCUUCUAAAUGUUCUUCGGUUGGCGGGCUAUAAUGAAGGAGGGAAAGGUCAGCAUUUCAUCGAAUCCCAGCAUGUUGUUCCAUGCAGUGCAGAACUGAGCACCCUGUGGAAAGCCUUAGCAUCGCCAGGAGGGAUCAUCUUAAUGAACAGUUCGGGAUCUGACAAAGAGGUGGAGAACUGGAAAGUCAUUCCUGAAGAGGAUAUGAAGAAGACAGUCAGAGUUGUUGGCCUGACAGAUGGAAGCUCAAUAUUAGUUUUAGAUAGCCAUGACCAAAGCUUGGUGAACAUGGCAAGUGGCAAUUUGACUGCUUUUAUGCAUGAUAUCAGCUGGCUUCAAGUUAAAAAUUUCUGCCGGUUGGAAGCGGAAGAGAAGCAAGUUAAAAUUACUGCAACCGUUGAAACAGUGAUGUCAGAUAUCAAAAUUAAGGCAAUACUGGAGCUGCAAUUAGGGGAGGAUCUAGUGGAUGAUAGCUGUCUCAGACCUAUUAACGGAAAUGGGAAGCUUCUCUCUCCAGUGCCUGAGGAUUAUACUGUCAAAGAAGCAGAGCUGAAGAUGGGAAGCCUGUUGGGACUGUGUCAUGGAAAAGCUCCAACUUCCACUCAGCUCUUCUUAUAUUUUGUUAUUGGGAGUGAUCUGCAGGGAACCCCAGAGAUGGAGAUAGUAGUGGAAGAGACUGCAUCUGUGAGAGAGUGUCUAAACUUAAUGCUGGAGAAAUCUGGGUUACCAGGUGACAACUGGCAUUUGAGAAGACUCGAUUGGUGCUAUGAAGCUGGAGAAGCAUUAAGCGAGGAAGGUGCCAGACUGAGGGAGCUUAAUAUCUGCUGUGGAGAUACUUUGGUCAUAACUGAAGGGAAACUGCCUCCCAAGGGAUUCCUGAAGGUGCCCAUCUGGUGGUACAAGCCUUUGAUACACUUUGGACAGCAAGAGAGCACGCAGGAUCAAGUGAACUGCAUGAUGGGGGCAUUGCGAGUAUCUCCAGCAGGAGAUUCCCCAGCAUAUGUCCAGUCAGAUAUCGGGCUUUGUUAUGCAGGCGAUGUGGAAAUCUCUGGAGAAGCUUUUCUGGAGGAUUUGAAAAUUCAGGCCAUGACCUUGCCAUUCUUCCAGGAGCUCAGUGUCCCAUCACCUGAGUUUCUCAGAGCCUGGACAUUGGAAAGUAAGCGCCCAGGCAAGCUUUUACGAAACAACCAGCAACAACUCAAUGAAUAUAAACUGGGAGGCAGAACAGAAAUCUGUAUAGAGCCUUUACAGAAAGAAGAGAAUCUGGGCCCCAGUGACUUGCUGCUUCGGGUGCAGAUGGGCAUACCUGGGGAGAGGGAUUACUACCACUCUGUGGAUUUGGUGUGGGAUAUCUCCAAAGAAUGCACAGCAUGGGCACUGAGGCAUAGACUUGCUGCUCACUAUUCUCUCCCUGUGGAGAAAAUCGAAAUUGCAAAAUACUUCCCAGAGAAGUUUGAGUGGAUGACAAUCUCCAGCUGGACCCAGCAAAUUUCGAAGAGGAAACGGAAGAAAAAACAGGAGAGUUUGCAGUCAGCACCCUUUCACCUGAAAGAUGGAGACAUUAUCGGUGUAAAGAAUCUCCUACUUGAGGAGGGUAAGGACUUCAGUACUGUGAGAGAUGAUAUUGGAAAGGAGACACAGAGGCAGCUUGCAAUGGAAAAAAAGAAAAGCCGACAAGCGCAGCGUUUACAGAAUGAUGUUUUGUCUGAGGGAAAGGUGACUGCUCAGCUUCGUAAACCAGAAGUGGCUCUUUCCAUCAAUGUGGGAAUCUUCAGAUAGCAUUGGACAGGUGACUUGCUGAGUGACCCUUGCCAAUGAUGUACAGAAUUAGAAUGGAGUACCUCAACUGGACCGGCAGAGGGAUGGUCUUCUCAGAAAUGUCCUCCUAACUUUCUGCUGAGACAACUGGCUAUAGGAUUCAGGACAGCUCUGGAUUUCCUGUAAUCUAUACUGGUGAAGUGCUUUAGCAUUCCUUUAUCAAUGUGGAACUUACUCUCAGGCUAGAUAAAUGCACUUUAUCAAUGAGAAAAUGGAUUACUAUAGUACAUAAUCUUUCAGUGACUAUUUUGUAAUAAUCGUAUAUGUAUUUUUAUCUGACAUUGCUAUCCUAGACCAUCACUACAAAGCUAUUUUUUCAUGCAGGCAUGUAACUUCUAAAAGGAAUUGUUUGACUCUUUUGAUUUCUGAAAUUAUUAGAUGUUAGGUUUUGUUUACAUGCCUGGUUGAGAAAUCUGAGCUUUAUAAUAGUUUAAAUCAAAAUUGGGUUCAUGCUUCCCCACUCUCUCUCUGCAGCCAUUUUGUCGAUAAAUUUUUUUUUGUGCAGCGCUAGUAUUUCCAGCCCAGCAAUAAACUGUUUGCAGCCCAACAGCAAACUAAUAGUUUUCCAUCUAAGCCCUGCAGAGGUAACUGAUUUAAACAGUGUGUGUGACAUUUCAGUACUUGCUUCCUCUGUUAUGUUAAAUCUUUCCAUUGUGCAGCAAAUCCAAACUCUACUCCUUGCCAUAUAAUGAAGCUCUCUCUGUUAAUCAGGAACAUGAGCAGAAACUGAUUUCAGCAUUUCCUUAAUCUUCGGAACAAAUACACUAAACUGGCCAAAGUAAGGAGCAAAUGUGUUCAAAGCCUAAAAGGGUCUGGAGAGCUGCAUCUGUAAAUUAGAAAUAUAUUGUCACUGUGCUGUUUUUCUUCUCUAGAUGCCUGCUCCUUUUUCAUUAUACACUAAGUUAUUAAAAAGUUUAGGAGAGAAGGAGAGCGUUUGAUGGAAUACUGAACUUUUUUUUUACUCAGGAAAAGGUUGUUUUUAUUUUAAGGUAACCAAAUUAAAUGGACCUUUGUAAUUUUGCUUGACUGACUUGAUAGCCCUCAAUAGGUUAAAAGAAAAAAAAAAAGGCAGAAAAAUGUUUCUCCUCUGGGUGUUGCACAGCUGGUUGUACAUCCCCAAUAAUAAAAGGGGUAUGUAUAACUGAACCAAAAUACAUGGUUGCUUCUAAUACCAGCUAAACACUGUGCUGUCCAAGGCUGUUAUGGAUUAUGGUAAAUAAAACAUUUACUGUAUUAUUGUAAGACUAGUUCUUGCUUGAUGAUGAGACUACAUCUUUCUACCAAUGUGUGUCGUAACUGGGAUAAUUACAAUUAAUAAAUUAAUUCUCAGUAUCUUUCUGUAAAAUAUUUUUCAGUGCUUACAAUGACUAAACUUUUUUUUUUAUAUGUUCCCUUAUAGUACAUGCAUCAUAAUUUCAUUUGCGGUCAGGUUCAGUGGUUUCUUGAGAGAGAGUAUUGGUGUUAAUAUACUGAAUUAACCAAACACUGGAGCAUACAUCAUUUGUAAUAAACUGUACUUUUUAAACCUGUAUUAGAUGAUAGGAUAUAUAUAAAUUAAAAAUAACCACAUAUCCUUAACUGAGCUACAGUUAAGUGUUCAUAUGCUUCAAGUUUGCCUUUCUCUGUUACAAGGCUGGAAAAACUAAUUAUCUGAUCAGAUACGCUACAAAACCUUGCAGUCAUGGCUGGAAAAACCCGUGUAAACUGUUGAAAGGAGGUGUUCAAACACAAUUUCUGAAAAAGAAAGUGAAAUGUUUUCAUUAUAAUUCAACUGCUGCUGCCAGAGUGACUGGAUAUAGUACCUGUAUUGAUUUAAGUACGUUACUAGAUCUUGUAUUGUUUAUUUUAUAAGUAUAGUAGUCUUAGUAGUAGAAGACUUCAUUAUGGUGACUAUUAAAACUUUGGGAGAGAAGUGGGAAGAUCCUGCUAUUAAGGUGAGCAGAAUUUUACUGUUUUGAACAGAGCUUCAGAGUGACUGAGUCCCCCGCCUUCAGGCUCUGAUUCAGCAAAACAUUUCAGCAUGUGAACAGUCCUAACUCACUGUGGCUGCAUAUGUGCUUCAAAUUAAGUAGGUGGUUGGGUCCUAUUUUGAAUUGGGGCUUUAGUCGGGAGGUAAGGGGAUAUUUUAAUCUCUAGUUAUUUGGUUCUACUCUUUAUUUGAGCCAAGUGCAGUUGAAUUAUGUAAUGCUGUAUUUAUGGAAGGAUUCUCUUGUAAGACUUGACAGAGGCCAGCAAAGUUGUCUCUCCCUCAAACUGACCUUGUUUUGCACAGCCUUUUUCCAUUUUCCAUACAUUUUGUUAAGCCACACAUUUUUCAGAAGACACUUCACAUAAUGAGUACCAAGAUUCAAAUUUGGUAAAUAAGGAAAGAAUUUGUGUGCUUGCAAGUUGUUUCAUUGCAUUACAUUUAAUUUGCUGACUUUUUUUUUUAUUAUUAUUCUGUUCCUAUAUUGGAAAGGUCUAUUAUCCCUUCUCUUUCCAUCUUCCUUUAAUAAGUGAAGCUUAUACUUUUCAAAGACUUGAAGCUCAGAGAAAUUUAGAUAUAGAUUAAGUACUUAAGUGGGUAGUGUAGUGUAAUGUAGCAGUGAUUGCACUGAACCAAUAUUGAGUUACUGUUUUUAAUGUUGGCUUGAAAGAUUUUAAGAAAAGCCCAUGGAGGAUCAGUCCACAGUGAGGAUUUUUGUUAAAGGGAAAAAUACCUUUUUUAAAUUGAGUUUAUGAUUCCACAAUUUGUCACAGUUAUGUUCCAAUGUGAGGAGAAGCUUUGCUCUUUAUUAUCCAAGUCUGCUUCAGAAACUGAACAAAGAAUUGUUUAUAUAUGUAUAUAACAAAUGUUUCACUCAUGCUUUCUUUGUAACAUAUCAUACAGUUUAGAUUGGUUACUAAUUAAUGAACAUGGAGAAGGAAUGAAUGAAUGGCUAUCCAAAAUGUCUGAAACACUGAGCUCCUAUUUUAAAAUGUGUUUUCAACAAGUAAAAUUAAAUAGCUUGGCUGAAUAGGAGGUGAGAUUCUGUGAAAAGAA